Salvelinus fontinalis (brook trout) is the source of this 4419-nucleotide messenger RNA. Its product is annotated as protein SET-like. The record is from RefSeq and is a predicted model, not a curated record. The transcript has 7 exons. Gene Ontology annotation, cellular component: chromatin; nucleus. Gene Ontology annotation, biological process: nucleosome assembly. The coding region runs from base 771 to 2414 and encodes 547 amino acids. Gene Ontology annotation, molecular function: histone binding; chromatin binding. NCBI's taxonomy places the organism in Eukaryota, Metazoa, Chordata, Actinopteri, Salmoniformes, Salmonidae.
AGUAGAAUAUCGCAGUCUCCAGUUUUUACAUUAUACCUCAACAUAUAAGGAAGUUGGAUUAUAUUUUCAAAAUGCAUAUUUAGCAAAGUACAUAACCAAACCAAGCACACGAGUUUAAGAAAAAAAAAAUAUAUAAAAGCGGACUCGGCAGGUGUCCGUAGCAUCCUUGGGACUAGCUGAAAUUUAAAAUGGUUAAGGGUUAUGGUAUGGAUAUCCCAAGGAUCCCGAAUAGCACUGGUCUUCUUAUUUUACCUCAGGGGGCUUCAAACACGUAAACAUUACCCCGGUUGUAUCAUUGGCGGAAAGCUUUCGGCGCGGCGACCUCUAACCAAUCAGCGAAUUGUUUUCCUGUCCCGGAAUGUAAUAAAUAUCGCGGACGAAGAAAUAGUGAGGGAAAGGACAAAUAUAAACAAUUUUAGGACUAUGUGGAAUUAUAAACCAAUACAUUCUUCAAUAUAACGUUAAUACUUUAUUAUUAUCCACAACUAUUGCUAAAUUGAUAUCUAGCUUUUAAGAGAAUGGGGCCGUGUUGUGAUACGAAGAACACACGUAAGGUAAGCUAGCUCACUUUAGGCCUCUAGCUAAAUUUACGCGGAAAAGGAGGGCAAGUAGCUAGCCAAACUAGCUUGCUAACUGUUUAUAGAAAAUAAUAGCUUGUAAUUUGUGCAACGAACAAGUUAGCCAGUCACGUCUAAGCAAGCAAUUCCCCUACCCCCUAACUCAUUUGUGGUGUAUUGCUUUAGCUAGUAAGUUAAGGUUAAUUAGCAAAAAUGAGCGAAAAAACGAGCUGCAGCAAAAAGUCUGCAGUCUCCGCACCGAAGAAACGAUGUCCGUCCCCUGAUCAGGCUGGUGAGGCCCCGCUUCAUAGUAAGUUAGCCAAAGUGGGCGACGACGUGUCCAGUGAAUUAACAUCGAAUUCUCAUGGAAACAAAAAUGGGGAAGAUGGCGAUAAAGUAUCAGCCAAGGAAGAGAAGAAUAAUAGAAAUUACGAGAGUGGACUAGACGCUGAUGCACAUGUCAGCGUCGCCGAGAGUGCACCAGUCUCUCGCGAUCCAAAGAAAGUAGACACCGGGGAAAGUGCUGGUGCUGAGGAUUGCCGACCCUCAACUUCACUGGACCAGUCUGAUUCGGCCGCAAUAGCAGCCGCCAAGGCACUUGCUAGUUUCACAAGAGCAACUACAGAUGAGGCGAAACAAACGUCCUGCUCCUCCAAAAAAGUUGUACAUCAUGAGAGACUGAGCCACAAAGUUAAGCGUGGUGACCAUGAGUCCUCAAAGGAACGGGCAAAACCUGAAAGGGGUCUUCACACGCAGGCAGCAGCGGCAGACAGCUCUACCUCACUGCGUGGAGUUGACAGGGAGGAUGCUGAGGACAUGCCCGAUGAGGAUGACGACUCAAUACCUGGAUCAUCCUCCACGCCAAGUUCCUCAUUCCCAUCAGAUAAUGACGAUGACGGGGAGUGCGCCAUAGUAUCAGUGAAGAUGGCCCCAGAGAUCCGACAAUCAUUGUCCCUUCUGGCACAGGUACAGAUGAGGCUGGAUACUCUGGAGAAGAAAGGUGCGUGGCUCCACCAGCGGUUAGAGCUGAAGAUGAGCUGCCAGCGCCGUCCACACCUGGACCAGCGCAGCUCAAUCACCCAAGCCAUCCCUGACUUCUGGGUCACGGCAUUGUUGAACCACCCUCAUCUCUCUGCUCACAUCGACGAAACCGAUGAAGACGCUCUCAGUUACAUGACCAACCUUGAAAUUGAAUCCUUCAAAAACAACAAGCUUGGCUACAGAAUCGGGUUCCACUUCAGGCGGAACCCUUACUUCCAAAACGUCAUCAUAGUGAAGGAGCUCCACCUUGGAAUGGGAGGAUCUCCAGUGUCUUUCUCUGACCCCAUCCUGUGGUACCGCGGGCAGAACCUGACGCUCCACAGUGAACCCAGGAGAUCGGGACGUGGCAUUUACCAGACCUUCUUCAGCUGGUUCAGCGACCACACCAGCCCUGGCCGGGACGAUAUAGCACAGAUACUGAAGGAUGACCUUUUCAGAAACCCUCUGAGAUACUACCUGACUCCACUGUGGGAACCCAGGCAGAAUGGCAGCACCAGUGGGCCCAAGCCAGCUGACAACAGCAACGGGGAUGAUUGUGUGGUGAUCUCCGACUCGGAUGAUGACGAAGACCAGGCUGAAGAGCAGGCUAAGCCUGGACGAGGUCAUAGCAGGGAAGAGGAGGAUGAAGAUGAGGACAAGGUGCAUGGGGGCCAAGAUGCAGGGUCUGAUGACAGCGGCCAGGAGGCCAGAGAGGAUGAGGAUGAGGACUCGUUCGGAGAGAAGGAUGAAGCGGUGGAUGAAUUACGAGGUCGCGAGGUUCGAGACCAAGAUGACGAGGAGGAUAUUGAGGUGGACGAAGAAGAGGACGAGUGCUAAGAUUGUUCAUUUUUCACAGUUUCCUUUUUUCUUAUUAUGCACAAAAGCAAAAUGAUUAAUACAUUCUAAGUUCCUCAUUGCCUUUUUAAAAUCAGGGUAAAUUAAAAAAGCAGAGACAUCAUGUUUUGAUCUCCUAUUGGUCAGCCCACCUUUUGAGUACUUUAACUUGGUGAAAAAAAUACUUUGUUUCACCUUUAACAUUCUGUCAUAAAGAGCACAUGUUAAAAAACAUGUUUUUGGACUAUAGCAGGUGCCUGAUAAGUGACAAGUAAAGUAACAGGGUUGAUUUUAUCUUAAAUUAGCCAUAAAAUCCCUCUUAACAGGGAGAAUGGAAGCUUGUCUUGUGCAACAGGGAGGGGCAAUUUGAAUGCAAGCUUCACCCCAAAAAAUGAAAUUGUUAAAACAUUUCUAGUGUCAACCCUGUUACCCAUAGAUAGACAUGUUAUGCUCAACCCGUAUAGUUUUCCACCACAAAACUCUAGAAAUUUGCCAAAAAUAGUUGAACCAGCUCACCUGCUUUUGUGCACAAUUUCUACUUAAAAUAUCACAGGGAUGCAAAAGACACUCAUUUCGUCGAACGACCCGUAUAUUUUAGUGUAGUCUGUUUUGAUUUUUGUUUGAAUUUUAGAUCCCAGUAAUAAAGAAUCUAAGGAGCCAUGCCUAUAUCUUAAUUCUGCAUCGUGAAAGGUAUUAGUUCUUGAGUCAUUCACUCUUGUUGAUAGGGCUGCUCAACACAAAAUGGAAAGAAAACUAAUACAAUCGUAUUAAAUGAGGUUUGAGACUGCGAAAAUUUGAGAGCAUCUCUUGUUGCAAGUAGUUCUAUAAAACAAUCCUAGAUAUUUUACUGACCGGUAUCAGUGAUCACGUCUUGAACUUUUCCUAUUGCAAAUCUCAUCUUUGACGAAGUAAAAAGGUGAUUUUAUUUUUUUGUUGAGGGGUUGUAAUCAUUUACAAAACAUGUCUCGGAUGCACUUCAUACUGAACCAAAUCUUGUUCUCAGGGAUGACGUAGUCGUGGGUGUUUUCAUGGAAGGAAACGGAUUUAUUUUAGAGACCGUAUAAGGUUUUCUUACACACCUACCAUUGUUUGGGUGUAUCUGUGUAAAAGAAGUUUAUUCUACAGUAGUUUGUUAGUUUAAGGUAAAUAUAGGUAAUGUGUCACCUGUGUUUUGCCUUUUCUAUCAUAAACUUAGUGUGUAGCUCUACACCCAUAUUCACAUUUUCUAGUCAUUGUAUUCAUUUAUAUCAUUUUAAAGCUGGAAUCCUUCAUGGCGAAACAGCUACGCCCGUUUGCGAUAUUACAACAAAGAAGUUACUGCAAAUAAAAUAAAUCCCAUCUCAGAUGUCAUUGCAAGCGCGAUUGAAGAGCACAAUAUGUACUGCAAUGCUUUACUGCUCCUCAGCCAGUGGCGCUGUUUCCCCGCUACUCUGGAUUCCAUCUUUAAAUAUAUUUUAACAAAUUGAUUGAGAUGUGUGAAAUCCAACAUUUUGACAUGAAUUGUAAUAUUUUGAGCUUGUUGCAUUGUUUUUGUUUUUAUCUUUUAGAAACUGGUAUCCAUCACAUUUAGUUUUGUUUUAGUUUUUUUUGCAAUAAGUAAAGUUAAGUCACGAUGAUGUUUGAAUGGUGUGCUGUUCAGAGCGAAUAUUUGCAUUGAUUGUUGCUUCAAAGGCAUUGAUGAGUGGUCUGACGAAGUAGCAUAACUGUAGCCAAGGGUUGCUCUUAAACUACUGUAGCAAUACUAGUGCUUUUAUGUUAUUUCUUUUCCACACAGACUGGUGGCAUUGGCAUGUACAUAUUUAAAGUUAACCUUUUGUGCAGAGUUCAGAUCUGUUAAGCUUAAAUCGUUAUCUGUAACCAUCUGGAAUUUGAAAUAUAGUGUACAUUAACAAAGUUAUAUUUUGUGUGCUGAAUUUUAUAGUAUGCUGUAGUUUUGAAGAAAGUGUUUGUUAGUUUUUUAAGAUGUCCACAUUUUGAAUCAGACUUAAUUAAAUAGCAAGUUAUUUGU